AUGAAGAAAGCAGAAGUGGUGUUUAUCCCUUUUCCAGUUAUGAGCCAUAUAAUUUCCACUCUUGAGUUCGCGAAGUUUCUAAUCAACCGUGACGACCGUCUCCGAAUAACCGUCUUAGUUAUGAAACUCCCACUAGCCCCAGAAACCGAUGACUAUAUUAAAUCCCUUCCAAUCACCGAUUCAAUCAACGUCAUCAACCUUCCAGAAUGUUCUCUUCCUCCAAACACUCCUCCAAGGUCUGCCAUAAUUGCUCUCAUAGAAGCUCAUAAACCAAACGUCAAACAAGCCGUCUCUAACCUCGCUAUUGAAAGAGGAGAAAACGGAGUCCUCACCACCUUCGUUGUUGACAUGUUCUGCACCACUAUGAUCGAUAUUGCCAAAGAAUUUUCCAUUCCUACGCUAGUUUUCUACACUUCCGGCGUUGCUUCCCUUGGUUUGACUCUUCAUCUUCACACUCUACGUGAACGAGACAACCUCGAUUUGACUCGAUUGCAGCAACUCACUGAGUUGGCUGUCCCGAGUUUUGAAAACUCGGUUCCAUUAUACUCGUUUCCCGAUUCUGUGGUAAGCAAGCAAUGGGAAUCAAUUUUCAUGAACUAUAUAAGAGGUCUCAAGAACGCUGAUGGUAUUAUUGUAAAUUCAUUUGAAGAGCUAGAAUCCUAUGCGGUUCACUCGUUUUUCUCUCAUCCUGAUCUAGCUGCUUUACCAACUAUAUACCCGGUGGGGCCCAUUUUAAACCCAGAGCCCGAAACCAAGGGUACCGUUGAUUCAAAUGAUAUCAUCAAGUGGCUUGACGAUCAACCUCCUUCCUCGGUAGUUUUCAUUUGCUUUGGGACCAGGGGUUCUUUUGAUGAGGAUCAGGUUAACGAGAUCGCACGAGCUGUUGAGAAUAGUGGGGCCCGCUUUGUAUGGUCUCUGCGUAAACCUCAACCGAAGGGUGUCAUAGCAAUGCCCUCAGACUAUUCUAUUUCAGAUUUUGUUAAGCUUUUACCUGAAGGAUUUUUAGAUCGAACGAAGGAGAUUGGACGGAUAAUAGGGUGGGCUCCACAGACCCAAAUACUAGCCCACCCAGCUACAGGAGGAUUUGUUUCGCACUGUGGCUGGAAUUCUAUACUCGAGAGCAUAUAUUUUGGUGUACCCAUUGCCACAUGGCCACUUUUUGCUGAACAACAAACUAAUGCUUUUCAAUUGGUGUGUGAGUUGAAGAUGGCUGUGGAGAUUGCAUUAGAUUAUAAAGUGGAGUUAAUGGGUGAACCUAACUAUCUUUUAACUGCAGACAAGAUUGAAAGAGGAAUAAGAAAUGUGUUGGAUAUGGAUGGAGAGUUCAGAAAGAAAGUGAAAGAGAUGAGUGAGAAAAGUAAGAAGACGGUGUUAGAAGGUGGAUCUUCUUACACUCAUUUAGGUCGUUUGAUUGAUUGUAUUAUAAAUCAUAUAUGA
This is a messenger RNA of Lathyrus sativus (Indian pea), 1437 nucleotides long. Lineage: Eukaryota; Viridiplantae; Streptophyta; Magnoliopsida; Fabales; Fabaceae. The record is from the annotation of a GenBank genome assembly.